Paramecium primaurelia is the source of this 1885-nucleotide messenger RNA. The record is from the annotation of a GenBank genome assembly. NCBI's taxonomy places the organism in Eukaryota, Ciliophora, Oligohymenophorea, Peniculida, Parameciidae.
AUGUAAGACUAAUUCUUCUUUAUGUAAAUCAGAUGGUUAAGGUUGUAUAUUAGCUUCAACAUCUUGUGUAGCAUAAAAUGGAUAUCUAGCUUUUUGUUAAUAGGCAUUAGAUACUAAUAAUAAAUCAACUUGUGCCAAAGGUACGUUAGUACAAUUGACGCCUCCUGUACAAAGUUAACUUGUGAAUUGAAUGUUACUGAAACUACUGAUUCAGAAUGCUCAUCAUUCCAUCCUGAUUGUUUGAAUAAAGGAUUUGGUUGUAUACAUAAAUCAGAAGUAUGUUCCUCUUAUUAUCAUACAAUAGAACUAUGUUGGAAAUUUACAAGUAAUGGAGUGUAAUGCUUUGCUGAUUUUGGAAGUCUUAAAGCAGCUUGCAGAAGUAGAUCAUGCACAGAUUUGGCAACAGCUACUAGUGACAGCUAAUGUGUAAAUUUCUUAACUGGAUGUCUAUUCAGUGGAGUUGGAUGUGUUAGUGAAAGUGCAGCAUAUAGUGCAUCUAAGGGAACCUAAUCAACUUGUUCAGGAUUUAAGGGAAGUAAUGGUACCAAGUAUUGUUGGGGAGCUAGUACAAUAGCUUCAGGAAAUUGUGCAGAUAGAAAAUGCUCAAAUAAAGUAGGCACAACAGAUGCUGAAUGUUAGACUUUUUUACCAUCUAUUGCUCCAGCAACUGCAUAAUUAUGUAUUACUGAUGGUAAAACUUGCCCUUGAUAUUGGAAAAGCAUGUUCAUUCUUUAAAGGAAAUGAUGAAACAUGUUUAUAAUUCACAGCUUCUGAUGGUCCAUGUAAAGCAAGUUCAGAUUCAGCAUCUCCUGUUACUUGUACUCCUAGAGUAUGUUAUGAAGCUUGAAACACAUAUAAAACAGAUGAUUAAUAUUCCAAAUAUCAUCCAAAUUGUAAAGCAACUUGUAGAGGAUGCAAGAGUAGUAUGGAUGUGAAGAAUUAACAUCCUAAACUUCAUGUAGAGCAAAUACCUCCAUAAGCAGGAUAAUGUAGAAAUUUACCAACUACAUUUGGUGGAUUAACUACUUAAAGUCAAACAAUUUGUGUGAAUAAUACAUUGUCAACUAGAAAGAGAUGUGCUUGGUUUAUUGGUGCUUCUACCAGUGGUUGCAGAGAUUUUACAUGUACAGAUUAUGAUGGAUCUAUUUCAACUCUAAAAGAUUGUUAAGAUAAAGAAACCACAUGUAUUACUAGUGGAACUGGUUGUAUAACUCUAGGACUAUGUUCAUCAUAUAGAUUAAAUCUGUUUGUGAAUCUGCUAAUUCAGAUGAAUUAUCUUUAAGAUGUACAUGGAAUUCUACAACAGUAGCUUGUAGAUAAUGAUAAUGUGCAGAUGGAGUAUUUACUACUGAUGAUGCAUUUAAUAUUUGGUUUACUGGAUGUAAAACCUCAGAAAGUGCUUGUUUUAGACCAAACUUUGGAUGUGAUGUAUAUAAUAGCAAUCCUAAACUCUGUUUAAAGAACAGUGCUGGAAAUCCAUGUUUAUAUUUUGAUGGUGUUUGCUACGAUUAUGAUAAUUGCACAGAUGUUACUUCUUCAACAUAUACAUUUUGCUAAGCCUUCUCUAAAUAAUGUGUUCCAACAACUACAACUUGUAGAGCUAUUACUUUGUGUGAUAAAUAUGAAGAUAUCUUUUCAUGUACAAUAGGUAUUAAUAAUACUCAAUGUGGAUGGUUAUCAGAAAGCACAUGUAAAGAAUAUACAGCAUAUAGUGAUGCAUAAGGUGCUACAUAAUCAGGAUGUACUAGUUGGGAUCCAAAUUGUGUUUCAGAUGGAACCAAAUGUAUUGAUAAAGGAACUUGUUCUUCAUAUUUAACCCCUUCAGCUUUUGAUAAUGAAGGUGCUGAUGGACUUUGUUAGUGGACCGGAACAGCCUGUAGAUUGA